GAUGACAUACAGGGGAGGGAACCAUGAAGAGCGAAGGCUCCGGAGAGUUUCUGAGUAAUACCUGAGUGUCAGACAUGCUGCCCGGCAGGUGAGUUUCACAUUGUGUUGAUUUUUCGGUGUUCAAACUGUAUUUUUCUUCAGCUCACUGCUCGUUUUCUUUCUUCUCAUGUUGAGACUUUUUCUCAGAAGGGAUUGUCUGCUACACCGAGUGUGUUCUGGGCCACUCCUGCCAACGUGGAAUAAUUGUGACUUUCUGCCAGAGGGAUGAAUGAAAUGUUUUUAACUAGAUCAAAGGGUGACACAACAGGAGUCAGGUAGCGUGAACUUUAACAGGUAGCAUUCCCAGAGACACACCACGCUGCAGCCAUGUCCAACUCCCACGAACAGAGCCUGGAUGAGAAUGCAGUGUUCCUGCCGGUGAACGAGUCCUCCCCAGAGUUUCUGCACUCUGAGAAGGAGCGUCAAGCAGUGGAGAGACUCCUAAACGAAGGACCCGAGGCCUUCUACAGCUCAGUGGGCACGGAGCGCUCCGGCUGCUUCCUGUCCUCUGAAGAGGUCAGCCAGAUCACCGGCUGGACUCAGGACUUCCGCCUGAACCCGCCGCAGGUGCAAAGACAGGAGAACGGAGAGGAAGGCAGCUCAGAGAUGCAGGACUUCUGCUCCACGUACUUCCCCUCCUUCUCCGACACUCCGGCCCCGGACCUGGAGCUGGGCUGGCCUGAGAGAGGCCCCUGGGUGCCGAAGGGGAGCGUUACAGUCCACACCAAUCCACCUGCUGAGGGGCAACCUCACGUCAGACAGCUCGUCAGACGGCACUUGCAAAAGGCUGGCCAAGUGAUUGCCAUUGUGACAGACAGAUUGACAGAUGGUGCUAUUAUUGGAGAUUUACACAAUGCUGCCUCGCGGGGAGUCCCUGUCUACAUCAUCCUGAACCAAAGGUCCAUUCAAGAGAACUUCACGCUCAACAGGCUCAGGCAUCCGAACAUGCAGGUCCGUGUUCUUGGAGGGAAAACCUUCUGUUCGCAGACCGGAAGAAUGGUGGUCGGGGAAAUGAGAGACAAGUUCCUUCUGGUGGAUUUAGAGACGGUGAUUCACGGCAGCUACAGCUUCACGUGGACGGACGCCCACCUGCACCGGCAGCUCAUCACUGUUAUAAGCGGCCCGGUUGUUGAGUCAUUCGAUCGGGAGUUCAGGAUCCUUUUUGCUGCUUCGCUGCCCGUCCCAGACACAUGGAGGGCUGUAGGCACUCAUGCAGAUGUGACUCAUCAGCUGAAAGACCGCUCAGAUCUCGGGUUUCAAAGGCAUCACCAUUUGGAGGCUGAGAUUACCAGCCCUCCGUCCCCGCCUGCUGAUUCCCUCCUGGACUGGGAGGCCAUGGGGGUCCUCCAGAGAGACCGCUGCUUCCCGGACAGUCCUGUCGAUCACCGUGAGGAAAUCGUGGUCAAGGAAGUUCCCCUCCAGAGCAAAAUGCUGUUUGAUAGAAACACACCCAUUAUGGAUGGUUUUACUUUUAACAAUGGAAACCAAUUUGUCGAUAAGAAAAGCAACAAACAGGCCCCGCCAACAGACCCGACAUCUCAAGAAAGAAUGAAAAGCAACAAACAGGCCCCGCCAACAGACCCGACAUCUCAAGAAAGAAUGAAAAGGGUAUAUGAAAACACCUCUCCAGUGCCAGAUAAAUACAAAACCUUCAACAAUAAACAGCCCCCGACAACAGACUCGACAUCUCCAGAAAGAAUGAAAAGGGUUGAACACAUAAUAAAUAAAACUAUUUCCAGGCAACUCUCCAAUUCAAAUGACAGAAAAACAACAAGACUGGAUGAUAAAGAAACAGAUCCGACACACAAUGUGAUCCAACUUUCAUCUUCCAAGAGAAGAGAGCGGCCACAGAGGGACGCCAUGUUGGAAGAAGAGAGCAGCAUAAAGGAGCUUAGCUCCAAAGUGGAGAACUCACCGUCUUCUAGAAAACCAAUCAUCCUGAGGAUGCCACAGUCUGAGAGCUUCAGCUCCCUGAGUGACAUCAUGAAGAGGAUUCAGCCUCAGCAGAGUGCUUCAGCACAGCUCAGGAAAGGAUCAAAGGCAGCGGUGUCAGAAGUGAGUCGGUCCAUGAUGGACCUGAGCGUUCACAACCCAGAUGAGGACAGAGGACCCCCGGUGCCGAGGUUUAAGGCCAGUUACUUCGACCCGGAUCACAUGACCCCUGCUCUUGCCCUCAUGAAGAAGAGGAACGAUGAGUUGAAACCUUCUUUGUACAGAACUCCAAUGAACUUUUUGCCCAGAGAAAGGCCUCGCAGCGCUGGUUAUACACUCAAGUUGGACUGGAGGAGGUCGCUGGCAGAGGCGGAGGGCGAGCUGGAAUGAGGAGCGAGGAAAAGAAAAAUACAUGAGAAAUAUGUUGCGUAAUAAUGUCUUCUGUCACUGAAGAAUGGCAGCUGUCAGCAGUGGAUAUUUACAACCUCUGCAGUGUUAAUUAGCUGAGCCACAAACAGGCUGUGACUCUGAGAAUAAAACCAUGUUAAUAUGUUGGAUGUAUAUAUGUUCUGACUUUAUUAUGUUGAAAUAAAUAAAGACGUUCACUAAUGCUGCUCACAAUGAAUUUUAAAUAUCAAUAGUUUUAACUGCUGGGCAGCUGUCAUAGAAAAA
This is a messenger RNA of Centropristis striata (black sea bass), 2643 nucleotides long. RefSeq names its product family with sequence similarity 83 member E (gene sack1e). The record is from RefSeq and is a predicted model, not a curated record. The transcript has 11 exons. Gene Ontology annotation, biological process: epidermal growth factor receptor signaling pathway. Bases 367 to 2361 code for a protein of 664 amino acids. Lineage: Eukaryota; Metazoa; Chordata; Actinopteri; Perciformes; Serranidae.